Messenger RNA from Syngnathus acus (greater pipefish), 1599 nucleotides. RefSeq lists its product as uncharacterized. Lineage: Eukaryota; Metazoa; Chordata; Actinopteri; Syngnathiformes; Syngnathidae. The record is from RefSeq and is a predicted model, not a curated record. The transcript has 8 exons. The coding region runs from base 100 to 492 and encodes 130 amino acids.
AACUUUGGCCCGGGUUUGACUCACGAAGCCGCGGAUUCCUUUAAGGAAGUGGGCUGCAGCUUUGGGGAGUGCGGCACACAGCAUAGGGCCAUAACAAGGAUGCACUUCAUCCAGUUCGCUUCUCUCUCCCCAUUGCAUUUGAAGAUGAUGCGAUUGUUGCUCCUUUGUCUGCUGCUGCCAACCGCUACUGUUUUUUCAGAUGAGAUUGAAGGAUCCGCUUUUGAUGGCCAGGAUGAUGAGGAUUCCUUUGAGGAAAAUGAGUUGACGGAGAUCCAGGACAGAAAUGAUUUAGACACAUUUGUUGAUAAAACCAAAGGUGCCGAGGACAUGACAGAUCAAUUCACGCUGAUUGCCAUCAUCGGAGGCGUGAGCGUGUUGGCUCUUUCGGUCGCAGUCAUAGUGGCUGUUAUGUUAGUAAGACGCCGCAUGCACAAACAACAGCAAGGAAUUUACUCUGUACCUACAGAGCAGGACCAGAAAGGGGCAGUCUAGUUCCUGGAAAAGAACCCAAUCUGGAUCACACACACGCAUGCAAGAGCGACUCACCAGGCAGCAUCAUCUCAUUAUGAGGAUUAUGGUUCUUUAAUAGCGCUGUGUAUCGCUCCUCCAAAACCUAGCCAUCCAUGAGUAAUGCUGUUAUGUCCUUUUUUUUUUGGUCCCUUCUGUUUGUAUCCAACAAAUACCUAAUUUGAAGACAUGUUCAAAUUGGAUUCUAUUUUGGGGAAUCUAAAUCAAAUGGCAAGGAAUAGGCUUAAUGCUUGUUUUGUUUUUUUCCCCAAGGAUAUUAUUUGUUUGACUUCUGGAACUCCCCUGGUGUUUUUUUUAUCAGAAAUAAGCGGCGCAGUGAAAGAAUAUUUAUUUUGGUACACGUGGAGUAAACUUAUCCAUGUGGAGUGGUCGUUGACUGAGACUAAAUUUGCUAAUCCAAAUUAAGACAGCCAAAAGGGCCACACUUGGUUUUCUGGGUCACUUGUAUGACAAUUUUGGUUUUCAUGGCCCGUUAAGACCGACAGCAGGUUGUGGAAUAGAAGAUAAAAAGUACUCUGCCAUCUUGCUCUCAAAUCAACAAAUCAAUCAACUCCUCUUUCAUUUUCUUUUUUUUUUUGUUUCGGAAACAUCCCUCUUCAAAAUCCACACUUGCGCAGCUUGUAAAUAGCCGUGUGACUGCCGAAGAGGCAGUUUAAUGGUUGGAGGAAAAGCCGGGUGAGAAAAUCUCAUGAAUCAAAUAAAGCCUAAUGGACGAUUGGGGAACAAAGUAACAAUACCUCCAUUCCAUCCACACAGAGCCUGAUAGUUCCCCCGCUGCCGUUUUAGCGGAAAUCAAUCAUUCUCUGCCAAGCAAAGAUGUCAUUUCUGCAACAUGAAACGUUGGUUAUUUGGAGGAGGGGGGGAGUUUUUGUAGCAAAGGUUGAAUUGGAUGGGGCGCCGCUUUUCACUUUCCACUUGUCGUGUAGUGAGAGGUUCUCUGACAAAGGUAGCGGGAUUAAGCUGCGUUUGGUGACAAAGAAAAUAACAUCUCACUUUCCCAUUACACCUUGCAGCUCUUUGUAGCAGAGUCAACAAGAUUUCAAAAGGGACAAUACAAUUAUUGCUAUACAA